UCCGCUCCACCCACUCCCGCUCUGCUCCCGUCGAUCUGCCAUCCUCUGCCUGCCCCGCUUGCUCCGCGCGUCUGCUCUAGUGAUUUGAGACGGAGAUCCGCCAGAGAUCGAGGAGCCGGAGAGCGGCGUCGACGAGGGAUGGACGUCCACGGCGGCGGAACGGGAGCCGGCAAGCUGACGCGGACGCCGUCCUCGCUGCUGCGCUCGCCAACGGUGCGCAACUGCUCCUCGUUCCAGGCCGUGGUUGUCGAGGACCCGGAGCCCGACGACAAGAAGGCACAGGCGCACCCCAAGCCUCCGCCCCACCACUUCCACCCCGGCGGCGGCUCCAACCACCCGCUGCUCGUCCUCGUGCUCCCGCUCGCCUUCCUGCCCCUGCUCCUCCUCCUCCGCGGCGGCGACGGCCGCCACCUCGCCCUCCUCGCGGCGUCCGCGGCCGCCGCGCUCGCCGCCGCCGCGGGGGCCGCGCGCCUGCUCCGGGGACGCCUGCGCCGCUCGCCGGGCUCCGGCUCCGUCCAGUGGUUCAUCGGGGACGACGACGACAAGCCGCAGAAGCGGGCGGACAAGGCCGCCGCGGCGCCGCACGGCCGCGUCGUGCGCGAGGGCGUCGAGUUCUACAGCAAUGGGGACUGCUACGAGGGCGAGUUCCACAAGGGAAACUGCAACGGCAGCGGCGUGUACAACUUCUUCGGCAAGGGCAAGUACGAGGGCGACUGGGUCGACGGCAAGUACGACGGCUACGGCGUCGAGAGCUGGGCGCGGGGCAGCCGGUACCGCGGCCAGUACCGCCAGGGGCUCCGCCACGGCCACGGCGUCUACCGCUUCUACAGCGGCGACUGCUACGCGGGCGAGUGGGCCGGCGGCCAGAGCCACGGCAUCGGCGCGCAGACCUGCUCCGACGGCAGCUCCUACGUCGGGGAGUUCAAGUGCGGCGUCAAGCACGGCCUCGGGAGCUACCAUUUCAGAAACGGUGACCGUUACGCGGGCGAGUACUUCGGGGACAAGAUCCACGGCUUCGGCGUCUACAGCUUCGCCAACGGCCACUGCUACGAAGGCUCGUGGCACGAAGGCAAGAAGCAGGGAUUCGGGAUGUACACGUUCCGGAACGGCGACAAGCGAUCGGGGGACUGGGAUUCUGGGACGCUCAAGACCCCCUUGCCCCCGGCCGAUCCUUCUGUCCAGCGAGCCGUACAGGCUGCACAGCGAGCUGCAGAGAACGCGUUUCGCUUGCCUAGAGUUGAUGAGCAGGUCCACAGGGCGGUAAUGGCCGCGAACAGGGCGGCCACGGCCGCUCGAGUGGCGGCGAUCAAGGCAGUCCAGAACAGGAUGGAUGGGAAGUUUUGUGAGACCUAUGUGUGAAUUGCUGUGUGCGAGACCAUGUUUCGCUCUCUCUCUCUCUUUCUAACUGUACAUUAGGGUAGUGAAGGACAAUAACUAAUCAGUGAGGUGAGACGACGACCGGGGCAGCACAACCGCGCGCUUCCGAGUCAGGGUUCAGCAACGAGACGACGGGAGCCUGUCUGACGAAGAGCGGAGCUGGCAGAAACCAUUUGCGAGAAACGGCCAUAUCGCCAUGGCUGUCGGAGGGGUUCCCUCGCACCUUUCCUUGCAACAAGCUGUAACUGUACAUAGAUCCAGGCGGUGUAUCAAUGGUGGAGAGCGAGUUUUUUCUUCUUCUUUCCAGUGCCCUUCUCAGUUUUCAUUUACUCCUCAAUUAUGUCUCAGUAGGGGGGAUGUGUGCAGGGCACUGGGGCCACUGCUUACAGUCACAGGAGUCUGUUAGCUUUGCAUCUGCGUCUCCAUUUCUCCAACCUAAAUCUUGACCGCUUCUCCCAUGUGCAGUGAUUCUCCGUUUGCAAAUGUACUUGGAGGUGCAC
Molecule: messenger RNA, 1877 nt
Organism: Zea mays
Lineage: Eukaryota; Viridiplantae; Streptophyta; Magnoliopsida; Poales; Poaceae
Exons: 3
Coding region: 139-1359 (406 amino acids)
Source: RefSeq, marked validated